UGUUUGUUAAAUACAAAUUUCUUAUUUGUAUAUAUGAAUUCAUUUUGUAAAUUUUCAGUGUUUAAAUCUUUUCCUCUACAUUGUAUUAGUCAAUCAUGUCCACAAAGAACAAUGAUUACACAACCAACGAUGUUCUCGCAAUUCUUGAUGAUGACAAAAGCGAUUUCAGUGAGGGUGGUUAUACUGAUUGGUCUGAAGAUGAUAGUAUGUCUUGUGGGGACAAAUCAUGGAGCUUGGCUGAGGCUGGUUUUCAGAAUGAACCAGUAUUGAGUGGCAACGAAGAUGAUGGUUGCAAUUGCAAUGGUGAAGAUCCCGAGGUUUAUAAUAGUGCUGAGGACAUACCCUUGACUGCCAGAUUAGUCAACAACAAGAAUCGCAGUGUCCAGUAUAUAUGGGAAAAGAAAACAUUCGAGCCACAGAGUGACAAAUUUCAAGGAAAAACUGUGACGGCCACAGAUCCUAUUGGUUUGUCUGAAACGCCAUUACAGUAUUUCAAGCGAUUCAUUACUGACAAAAUGUUAGAGCAUAUUGUGAGGCAUACGAACCGAUAUAGCACACUGAAACAUGGAAGAUGUGCCAAUGCAUCUUUGAAAGAAAUGGAGCAGUUAUUAGGUAUGUAUUUCAAAAUGGGUCUUGCUGAAAUGCCAUCUUACAAAAUGUAUUGGGAAAAUGGAACUAGAUACCCAGCAGUUGCUGAUAUUAUGAGCAGGAACAGGUUCAAGCUGCUUUUAGGUACAAUUCAUUUUGUGGAUAAUGAAAUUGUUACUGAUGACGAGAAGAAAAACAAUUUUUGGAAAGUUCAACCAUUCUUGGAAAUGUUUCGCAUGCAAUGCCUUCAAGUCAUUCCAAUUCAGCAUCAGUCAAUUGAUUAAAUGAUGAUUCCAUACAAAGGCAAGUUUGGCAACAUUCGUCAGUAUGUAAAAGGCAAACCCCAUCCAUGGGGAUUCAAGGUUUGGUGUAGGUGCUCACCGAGUGGCUUGCUACAUGACUUUGAAGUCUACCAAUUUGAAAUUGUUAUAAGGUAUAUCAUGUAAAAUACAUUCAAGUUGAUGA
Xenia sp. Carnegie-2017 is the source of this 1053-nucleotide messenger RNA. RefSeq names its product piggyBac transposable element-derived protein 2-like. The transcript is spliced from 2 exons. Bases 96 to 872 code for a protein of 258 amino acids. Lineage: Eukaryota; Metazoa; Cnidaria; Anthozoa; Malacalcyonacea; Xeniidae. The record is from RefSeq and is a predicted model, not a curated record.